Molecule: messenger RNA, 738 nt
Organism: Penicillium mononematosum
Lineage: Eukaryota; Fungi; Ascomycota; Eurotiomycetes; Eurotiales; Aspergillaceae
Product: MDR family MFS transporter
Exons: 3
Coding region: 1-738 (245 amino acids)
Biological process (GO): transmembrane transport
Molecular function (GO): transmembrane transporter activity
Source: RefSeq, a predicted model, not a curated record
AUGGAGUCCACAACACACUCCAGUCACGUUGACAUUUCUGAGCAACACGUCGAGAAGACGUUGACCGGUGAUGUCCCCACCGAGCAGGAAAAGGUAGGCCAAACUGAAAAGGCCGAGCUCAGUGCCGAGCACCCAGCAGACGGACCUACCACGUGUGAGGGCCCCCAGUAUCCAAAGGGUCCCCAGCUUGCUUUGAUCACACUGGCAUUGUGUUUGGGCGUGUUCUUAGUUGCUCUUGAUAACAGCAUCAUUGCUACCGCAAUCCCAAAGAUCACGGUCCAAUUCCACAGCCUCGAGGACGUUGGCUGGUAUGGAAGCGCAUACCUUCUCACCACAGCUUCGCUCCAGCUACUUUUCGGAAAGUUUUACACCUUUUUCAAUGUCAAAUGGACAUACCUCUUCGCCAUUGGCUUGUUCGAGCUGGGCAGUCUCAUCUGCGGCGUUGCCAACAGCAGUCUGACACUUAUCAUGGGCCGUGCCGUUGCUGGCAUUGGGUCCGCGGGAAUUUUCUCGGGCUCGCUCAUCAUUGUUGCCCAUUCGGUGGCCCUGAAGAGGCGACCAUUAUACAAUAGCUGUAUCGGCGGCAUGUUCGGCAUUUCGUCCGUGGCUGGGCCUCUGCUCGGCGGGGUUUUCACCGACAAAGUGACAUGGCGCUGGUGUUUCUACAUCAACCUUCCAAUCGGAGCCGUCACUGUUCUGGUUAUUACAAUCUUUUUCACUGCCCCCAACCCCCCAUAA